AUGGGCAUUGAGAAAGCAACAUUCGCAGCUGGAUGCUUCUGGAGUGUAGAACUGGUGUUUCAGAGAGCUGUUGGUGUGUUGUCAACAAAGGUUGGUUACACAGCUGGACAGAAAUUGAACCCUACUUAUAAGGAGGUGUGCACUGGCACUACUGGACAUGCUGAAGCCGUUCAGUUGGAGUAUGACUCGGAUCAGACCACCUACGACCAGCUACUCGAUAUCUUUUGGCAUAAGCACGACCCGACCACCGCCAACAGACAGGGCGGCGACGUCGGCACUCAAUACCGUUCGGGUAUCUACUAUCACUCAGAGGCACAGCAUCAGACCGCCUUGAAGAGCAAGGAGAACGAGCAGAAGAACCACAAGUCACCAAUCGUCACUGAGAUCCUCCCCGCAGGCAUCUUCUACGAUGCCGAAGACUACCAUCAGAAGUACCUUGAGAAGGGAGGUCAGUGCUCUUCCAAGGGUUGCGGUGACAAGAUCAGAUGUUAUGGUUAA
Molecule: messenger RNA, 498 nt
Organism: Acytostelium subglobosum LB1
Lineage: Eukaryota; Evosea; Eumycetozoa; Acytosteliales; Acytosteliaceae
Exons: 1
Coding region: 1-498 (165 amino acids)
Molecular function (GO): peptide-methionine (S)-S-oxide reductase activity
Source: RefSeq, a predicted model, not a curated record